AUGUCAACCAUUACACAUACAUUCUACCUUUGCUUUGCGGUUCCCAUCUCCGGGCGAAAAGAGCAUCAAUUUAUAUCUGCACUGCAGCGGGCGACAAUUGAGCUUCGGCCUGCUGUCCAACCCGUCAAGGUUCGGGUUUCAACACCGGUCAAUGCAGUUGUAACGCAGGAGACUAUGCGGGCGACAAUUGAGCUUCGGCCUGCUGUCCAACCCGUUAAGGUUCGGGUUUCAACACCGGUCAAUGCAGUUGUAACGCGAGGGCUUGUUUAUGACCAACUUCAUGUUCUGAUUGAUGGUGCACAGGGUAUUUUCAUCUUGAACAUGUUAAUAUUCCUUUUGGAUUCCAACACAUCAAGCGUAUAA
Funneliformis mosseae is the source of this 363-nucleotide messenger RNA. The record is from the annotation of a GenBank genome assembly. NCBI's taxonomy places the organism in Eukaryota, Fungi, Glomeromycota, Glomeromycetes, Glomerales, Glomeraceae.